Molecule: messenger RNA, 4295 nt
Organism: Pipistrellus kuhlii (Kuhl's pipistrelle)
Lineage: Eukaryota; Metazoa; Chordata; Mammalia; Chiroptera; Vespertilionidae
Gene: CDCP1
Product: CUB domain containing protein 1
Exons: 9
Coding region: 151-2664 (837 amino acids)
Source: RefSeq, a predicted model, not a curated record
ACCGGCCAGCCCGCCUGCGCGCAGGUGAGAGAGCCCGGGCGGGGCGGAGCGCAGCGCUGCCCGUGCCAGGCCCCGGCGCCCGCGGGCGGCACCGCCUCGAACCCGGAGCCACAGCCGUUCUCCCCGCCGCGGCCUAGGCGCCCCGGAGCCAUGGAGGGCCUGAGCUGCGGGCUCACACUGCCGCUGCUGGGGGCCCUGCUGCUGGGAGCGGCGCGCCCGCCGGGCGCCGCGGAGGCUUAUAUUCUCGGUCUGCCCCCUACGCUCAACAUCACGAUGGAAAUAAAGCCGGGGCCCCUGCCUCUGCCAGUGAAUCCCUGUUACCUGCUCACAUCUGGAAAACGCACGAGCACGCUGCUCAUCAAACCGGGAGACAGAGUGGAACUUCUUUUCUCCUGUCAUAAUCCAGAGGCUCACUUUGUCAUUGAAGUCAAAAGGUACAUCGACUGCACAGCAAACCCGUGUCCUUUGGGGGAGUUCCAGCUGCGGCCCCUGAUAGCCAUGCUGCCCCCCCUCAACCGAACGUUCAUCUGGGACGCCCACGCUGGCAAGAGCGCCAGCCUGGAGCUGGGCUUCAGGCCUCGCCUCAGGCAGAUCGGGCGCGAGGACAGCUGCCCCGACAGAGUCACCUACACCGUCAGCGGCCACAUCGGCGCCACCGAGGUCCGGAUCGGGACCUUCUGCAGCAGUGGCACCGUGUCCCGGAUCAAGAUGCAGGAGAGCGUCAAAGUGACCCUGCAGCUGCCGUGGUUCGACAACAGGCCCUCCUCCGGCUUCAGCAUGGCCAGCCGGUCAUCCAUAAAACGACUGUGCUUCAUCGAAUCUGUGUUUGAGGGCGAAGGCUCGGCAACCCUGAUGUCCGCCAACUACCCGGGUAACUUCCCUGAGGAUGAGCUGAUGACGUGGCAGUUUGUCAUCCCCGCGCACCUGCGGGCCAGCGUCUCCUUCCUCCAGUUCAACAACUCCAACUGCGAGAAGAAGGAGGAGCGCGUGGAGUACUACAUCCCGGGCUCCACCACCAACCCCGAGGUGUUCAAGCUGGCGGACAAGCAGCCGGGGAACAUGGCCGGGAACUUCAACCUCUCUCUGCAAGGCUGCGACCAGGACGCCCAAAACCCGGGGACUUUCCGGCUGAAGUUUCAAGUUUUGGUCCAAAGCCCACAAAAUGAAAGCAAUGUGACCUACGAGGUGGACUUGAGUAACGAGCGAGCCAUGUGGGUCACCAUCGAGCCGAGGCCCGUGAAGCUGAGCCGCCGGUUUGUGCCCGGCUGCUUCGUGUGCCUGGAGUCCCGGACCUGCAGCACCAACCUCACCCUGGCGCCCGGCGCCCGGCACCGCAUCUCCUUCCUCUGCGACGACCUGGCGCGCCUCUGGGUGAACGCGGAGAAAACCAUAAGCUGCACGAACCACCCGUACUGCCACAGGAGGUCCUACUCCCUGCAGGUGCCCAGCAACAUCCUCCAGCUGCCCGUGCAGCUGCAUGACUUCUCCUGGAAGCUGCUGGUGCCCAAGGACAGGCUCAGCCUGGCGCUGGUGCCGGCCCAGAAGCUGCAGCAGCACACGCAGGAGCGGUUCUGCAACACCAGCUUCAGCUACCUGGUGACCGGCGUUGGCACCGGCCCCGGCCAGGACCUCCACUUCGGCUCCUUCUGCGCCGGAGGCGCCAUCGAGCAGAUCCAGGUGAAGCAGAACGUCGUGGUGACCCUGCGCACCUUCGCCCCCAGCUUCCAGCAGGAGCUCUCCGGGCAGGCCCUGACCGUGACCCUCAUACCCCACUUCAAAGAGGAAGGUAUUUUCACGGUGACCCCGGAUAUGAAAAGCAAGGUCUACCUGAUGACCCCUAACCGGGAGCGGGGCCUGCCGCCCCUGGCCUCGGUGUCCUGGAACAUCAGCGUGCCCGGCGACCAGGUGGCCUACCUGACCUUCCUGCGGGAGCGGACCGGCCUGGUGUGCCAGACAGGGCGCGCCUUCAUGAUCACCCAGGACCAGCGGACCAAGGCCGAGCAGGUGGUCAGCCUGGAGGACGUGCUCCCCAAGUCCAGCCCCCACCAUCACAACUUCUGGGUCAACAUCUCCAACUGCAGCCCUGUGAGUGGCAAGCAGCUGGACCUGCUCUUCCAGGUGUCGCUCACCUGGAGAACGCUAAACAUGACUGCCAUCCUCAUCGCCGUGGUGGGAGGGGGCGCCUUGCUGCUGUUGGCCCUCGGACUCAUCAUCUGCCUUGUAAAAAAGAACAGGAAAAAGAAGAUGAACAAGGGCCCGGCCGUGGGUAUCUACAACGGCAACAUCAACACCCAGAUACCCAUGCAGCCCAAGAAGUUCCCGAACGCACAGAAGGACAACGACGCCCACGUGUACGCCAUCAUCGACGACACCAUGGUGUACGGGCACCUGCUGCAGGACUCCAACGGGUCCUUCGUCCAGCCCGAGGUGGACACCUACCGGCCCUUCCAGGGCCCCACAGAGGACUGCCCUCCCUCCUUCCUCAUCUCGUAUUCCAAGGUCCCGACUGUAAAGCUGACCACAGAGGAGUCGUCCCCUGGCUUCCCUCCCGAGACUGACAGCGAACCCUACACCUUCUCCCAUCCCAGCAAGCGGAACGGAAGCGACGGGAACACAGACGUCCCCUUGCUGGAUGCCCACGAGCCAGCGGAGACUGGGGAAUAGCUCGGCCCCGUCCCAAAGACUGUGCGUAAGGCAGGGCACUGAGACGUCCUGUAGGGCGCUCAUCAGAAACCCUAAAGGGGAGGAAUUGUGGGGAAGGAACAGCAGGAGGUUUUCCAGGACGCCGCCAACUUCUCGUUUCCAAGUGGACUCAUUCCGAUGAUGAAGACGUUGAAAAUGAUGAGUUCUGGUCUGGAUACAGUCAUCACGGCCCGUGUCCUUCUAAACUCGGUUGGGUUAGACACCAGCCCGUAAUGAGAGAGACGUGUGAGCCACCCCGGUACAGGGUUGCAACCAGCCCCUGAUUGGGGUCUGGACCUCUGUGUGAGGCGGGGGCGUUCUACCUACACGCCCUCCUGACACGGCAGGAGAGACGACACAACGAUCCAGCCCACCGGUGCGCUUCGUUUAGCUAAGUCUUUUUUUUCAGAAUUGAUUAUAAACAUUUAAAACGAUAAAAUGUUUACGUACCAAUCCAGAUCCUUAGGCCUGGCCACGCUGGGACUCACGGUCCCACCCAGCAAUGGCUGCAUGGAGGAACAGCGCCACUGCAGCUGGGGCAUCUGGUCUACCAGCUCCCACGGUUCCCACCACGCCCUGUUGCCUCCCGCGCUGAGGCUCAUUGUCUGUUCCCAGCGAUCCACAUCCCCGCAGAGUUGCUUCUCCCAUAAUGAAAGGAGACGUUUGGGACCUGUAUCUCGGAUCAAAUGGGAAGACGGGCCUCGAGGCUGGCGUGUGCCUCAGGAACGUUUUCUCACUCACAGGCCACAGCCCUGGUCGACUGUAGUUGCCAGCCUGGCUCCGGUGGGUGUCUGCCUUUGGGGGCCCCUGCUCAGUCCUCCCGGGGCAGAACCCCCUUUGAAAAGUGAGUGCGCUUCCUCGAGUUCGGUGAGUUCACCUUGGACUUGUUCAAGCGACGGCUGGACUUGUUCCCGUGCUACUUUGCCUCCAUGAAAAGGAGUUCUGCAGUCUCCUCCGUGGUGUGUAUUCCGAGGCCUCUUGAACUCUUUCCAAAAGGAAGAGAUUGGUGUGUGUGUGUGUGUGUGUGUGUGUGUGUGUCAUUGUGCCCUCAGCGCUGCUCGGCCUAUGGCACCUUUCUCUUCUGAAAGGCUGGCUCCUGCACAGUCCCCGGUCCCCGAUCUCUUUCCCCCAAACCCCCCGGCCUUGGCCUCCCAACCUGAGAUGCUGACGGUCCCUGUCACUCCGGAUCAAAGCUGUGGCGUCCUUCCCUCCACUGAAAUCACACCGUUGUUUAAAAUCACCGGUUUAGCCCUGGCCCUCCAUUCCCUACCUCCCCUUGCCUCCUGGUUGGCUGGGUGGGUGCUCUGCCUUCUGCCCCAAAGCGUGGCUGGCCGUCUUUGGUGUGGCUGUCACCGCACACAUCCCCUUGAAUGACAAGGGUCCCACGUGGCCUUUUCCUUCUGACCGAGCGCGCCACAGCGCAGGCCGACUCGCUGUCUUCCGAGACCCGGCUGGAUCUCACGUGUUCUGAAGCUACGCCUCCUGGAAGGUGCCCGCCCGACGUGCUCCCGGCUCCUUCCACCCCAAUGCUUAACUGGGAAUAAUUUAUUUGUUAUCGUUUUUAAGUAGCAUUUUAUUUCCUAGACUUUUUUAAAUAAACACAUGAACAACAA